This is a messenger RNA of Aspergillus clavatus NRRL 1, 573 nucleotides long. RefSeq names its product EKC/KEOPS complex subunit CGI121/TPRKB. The record is from RefSeq and is a predicted model, not a curated record. The transcript is spliced from 3 exons. Gene Ontology annotation, cellular component: nucleus; EKC/KEOPS complex; cytosol. Gene Ontology annotation, biological process: tRNA threonylcarbamoyladenosine modification; telomere maintenance via recombination. Bases 1 to 573 code for a protein of 190 amino acids. Lineage: Eukaryota; Fungi; Ascomycota; Eurotiomycetes; Eurotiales; Aspergillaceae.
AUGUCUGCGUCAUUGGAGACUAUACAACUGCCCCAUCUGCCUUCGAAUCUGCCCGUACAUAUCGGUCUCUAUCGCGAUGUUAAUAAUGCGCCUUUUCUUCGCCAGCAGCUGCUUUCGGGGAAUGCAGACUUCGAGUAUGCGUUCAUUGAUGCGAGCAUGGUCUUUUCAAGAGCCCAUGUUCUCUCUGCUAUCUUUAGGGCCGUCAAUGAUUCGUUGAAUGGGCGUCUCAAGUCGCGCAAUGUCCACUCGGAGAUAGUCUUCUCUUUGAGUCCUGCCAACAAUAUCGCGGAAUCUUUUCGCAAAUUUGGCAUUACUGACUUGACGAAAGAUCUGCUGGUGGUCAAAGUCUCCGUCACGCCGGAUAUCACUCACAACUCGGUAGCGGAGCAUUUACAGCAAUCCAUUGAGGGCUUGUCUGUACCAUUCACCGAUACAUCGUUAUCCGAGAUCGGGGAUGUUGCGAAGAUCAAGAAAGCCUAUAAAUUGGGGUCUCUGAGUACUGCUCAAGAUGACGAUAAACGCCGACUCGAGCUUUCAUUGAUAGGCGCAAUUGCUUUGCGAGGGGCGACGUGA